AGAAAUUAAUAAAUAAAUAAUGCAUAAUCCAUAAGACUAAUUAAGAAAAGCUUUAAAGAGAUAUAAUAAUGGGGAUAAGUAGAACAAUAACCGGAAUUGUAGGUCUCAAUAGCUCCAACUGCCGCAAGUACCGAAAGGAAUGUUAAGUAUGAACAGUACUCAAAAAUCAGAAAGAAAUGCAAAAUUAAGCGAUACAGGUAUUUUAAAAUAUUAGUUUUAGAUACAACUGAUGUAACCCAUUAUAAUUUGAAUUUUUCAUAACCAAUUUAGUCUUGUUAUUAAGUAGAACAUUUAGACCUAAAUUUCUUUAAAAUUCAACCUUGCAAAAUCCCUGGCAAUCAUAGUCAUAAGCAUUGUCCUUUUUAUCACAAUACUAAAGAUCGAAAGAGGUACUAUUUGGAGUAUAAAAUUAGAAUUAAUGUCUAGUAUUCAGCUGAGUUAUGUACAUUCAUAGAAAAUAAUCAACAAUGUCCAUAUGCAGAUAAUUGCAACAAAGCCCACAAUAGAGUAGAGUAACUUUACAGACCCGAUAAUUACAAAACAAAAUUCUGUUCCUACUAUCCUCAUAAUAUUUCUUAAUGUGAUUAUGGAAAAUUUUGCUCUUUCGCACAUUCUGAAACAGAUAUUGUUAUAGAAUUAAUCCAUAACCUUGAAUAUGACGAUGAUUUCUUUAUGUUCUAUUACAAAACAGUUUGGUGUCCUUUCAACCUUACACAGCACGAUAAGGCACUUUGUGUUUAUGCUCACAAUUGGCAAGACUUUAGAAGGAAGCAUCAAAUAUAUUAGUAUCAUCCGAUUCCAUGUCCAAGUUGGAACACAGCUGAAUACAUUUUAGAAUACUAUAAUGGAUGUUAAGAUGGUUUCAAUUGUGGAAAAUGUCAUGGUUGGAAAGAAUUAGAAUAUCAUCCAAUGUUAUUUAGAACAAAAUAAUGUAUGAAUUAAAACUGUUCAAAAACUGAUUGUUCAUUUUAUCAUAAUAAUUAAGAAAAAAGGUAUACAUUUUAUUUAACUUAAUAGAUAGAUUGAUCAAUUAUCUUAAUAUAGAGUGUUUAAAAUAGUUCCUAGAAAUCGAAUAGUUUAAAACACAUUUAAAGUGAGAGAUUAAAGUCUGUUAACUUCGUAACGAAAUGGUAGUAGCACUCUUAGUAACCAGAAACUAUGUAGUAGCAGUGAUCAGCAUUGGCUCGGACAUAACUUAUAAAAUAGUUUUUAGUAUGAUUAGGACUCUGAUGAAGGGAAAUAACAUACGAAAGGAUAGAAUUACUAGACUACUUUAAUUUCAAUUCAAGAAAGAACAGGUAGAAAUUUAAGUGAUUUUUAGAUUCAGACGAGUUGAAGGAUUUGAAGGAUUUAAUGAAAAAGAAAUCGAAUUCAGUGGCAGAUGAAAAGUAAAAUAAUGAUGACAAUGAACAUGUUAGAACAGUUUUGAAAAUGAUUGACAUGGAUCAAUGAAUAAAUAUUUUUAUUUAAUUCAAGAACUCCCUCUUAUAAAUAAAUAAUUAAAAA
Molecule: messenger RNA, 1506 nt
Organism: Paramecium octaurelia
Lineage: Eukaryota; Ciliophora; Oligohymenophorea; Peniculida; Parameciidae
Source: the annotation of a GenBank genome assembly